Molecule: messenger RNA, 6018 nt
Organism: Caenorhabditis angaria
Lineage: Eukaryota; Metazoa; Nematoda; Chromadorea; Rhabditida; Rhabditidae
Source: the annotation of a GenBank genome assembly
AUGGAUCAAAAAACAAUUUCUGAAAUUCUUUCUGUCUGCAGCAAUGAAACAGUCAGACUCAAAAUCAAAAUAAUCACAAAAUUAGAAAAAUUGAGCACCAAAUAUUCGGAACCGUUCAAAUGGGACAAAUCUCAACCUGAAAAUGAAGAAGUUAUGAAAUUGCAAUAUGAAAUAAUCAAAUCCGAAGUUUUAGAAAUGAAAUCAGAUUUCGAAGAAAUGAAAAAGAUCUAUUCAAAGUUAUCAGAAAUGUUAGAAAUUUUGGAUAGAGAUGAUCAAAAAGAAGCAACCAAUAUUGAGCUUCAAAACCAAAAAGAAGCACAACAACAAGCUAUCACAGUAUCCGAAAAGAAACUCGUAUAUAUGAGAUUAAGACACAAUGAACUGUUGGAAGCUUUCACCAAAAAUUCUCUAGCAAAUGAAGAACUUGAAGCAAUUGAUAUAAAAAUCUCAAAAAUGGUCGAUAUGAGUAAACUCGAUGAUAUUUUCGCCCAAAUAAAAAUCCAAAAAGGAGAUCAAAAACCAAUAGUAAAAACUGAAAAUGAAAGAACUACUGAAAAUUCAGGUCAAAAUCCUAGUCAAAUUACCAUUAAAAACUCAACUAAUGAAAAUGAAGAAAAUAUGGAAAACCCAAAAAAUGAAGAAAACAUUGAAAACCCAAAAAAAGAAGAAAAUAAUCAAGAAAAAACUGAAAAUUCAACAAAAAAUCAAGAAAAAAUCGAAAAAAUUGAAAAAACACAAAAAGAUGAAUCAAAUAAUGGAAAUGAAAAUCCUAAACAUUUUUAUAACACUGGAAAAUUUUUGCUUAAAAAGGAUAUAAUAGAAAUUCCGCCAUUUGACGGAAAACCUGAAAAUUUCUCAACUUUCAUUGAACUAUUCGAAAAUUUAGUCGAUAAAGAUAAAGAUAUGCCAAAUGUGCUGAAAUUUGCUGCUCUAAAAAGUCUGACAACAGAUACUGCAGCAGAACAAAUCGCAAGAUAUCCAGGAGAUGGAAGCCUCUAUGAGGAAGCCUUGCAAAAACUGAAAACAAUGUUCGGAAGUGUCAACAGACAAUAUACAGCCAUCUGGGAAAACAUCAAAAAAUUGAAACCGGCCAAAAAUGAUGUUGUUUCUUGUAGAAGAGUUCUCAACGAUUUAGCAAUUUCUAUUCAGAAAUUGAAGAGACUUGGUUUUGAAACAAAUGGAUUGCCGUAUCUGGCUGAAAUCAAAAGCAAACUUCCAAGAAAUCUGUUAUCCGAGGUCGUAAAAAAGGAAAGAAGAUUACCAAAUCAAAGAUUUGGAAAUGUUUCUGAAUUGAUCGAUUUCAUAGAAGAAUUGAUAAUAACUCAAGAAGAAAUUUCAGCAGCCAGCCAAAUAUCGGAUACAGUAACCCUUGAUUCAAAUAUUUUCAAAACUCAAACAGAAGAAAAAACAAUAAAUCAAAGUUUCGCAAGGGAGCAAGGAAGGAGUAGCCGACGGGACUACGGUAACCGAGACAAUAGUCAUAAAUCAAGGAUGGAGAACUUCUAUAGAAAGAGAAGCAACACCCCGUACUAUUCAAAUAAUAAAUCAGAGCCAGAUGGCUACAAAAACAGAAGCGACAGCAGAAACAGAUAUGAGAGAAGAGAAGGAAGCAAAAGAUCAAAAAGUUGGGACAAAAGAUCAUAUGACAGAAGUAGAAGCUGGCACAGAAGUGGCAGCCGAAACAGAAGUCCAGAAAAAUACAACAGAGAGAAAAGAUGGGAAAGAGAUGGAAAAGCAAGAUUUGAUAGAAGUUAUUCGAAAGAUCGAGACUAUCGAAGAAAUUCCAAUUCGAGAAAUCGAGAAUAUUCGGGAUCGAGAGAAAGGCGUUUCUCAAGAGACCGAAAAUUUUCAAAAGAAUCAGAUAGAAACAUUGAAAAAAGAGAUGACAGAUCGAGAUCAAACAGUAGAAACAGAUAUGUGAAAUUUGAAGGAAAAGGCAAAGAAUUGAAAACUCGUCAAUUUAAAACAUCUGCAAAUGGCAACAAUUUGUUGAUUGCACAAGUGAAAAUCCAAAAAGAUCAAAUGUCGAAAGAUCAAGAAGAAGCAAACAUUCUGCUUGACACAGGUUCAGACACAACUUUCAUAAAAUCAUCACUUGCAAAGAAACUGAAAUUGAAAAUUCUGAAAAAAGGAAUCAAAUUAAAAAUCACACAUUUUGGAAACACAGAUAAAUCUCAUGUGUUGAGCAACAAGGUAGAAUUGACUAUUCUAGCUAACAACAAAUUUUUCGAGAUUCAAGCUUACACAGUUGAUCAAAUAACAGAAGAAACAAGAAAAACACAAUUAUCCAAAGACGAUAUCAAAUAUCUAGAUGAUCAACAAAUUUACAAUUUUUCAAUAAACAAAAAUCAAGAACCAGAUCUGUUAGUCGGUCUCGACUACUUAUUCGAUAUUACAAAAAAUAUUCGAACAAGAAAACUACCAUCUGGUCUAACUCUAAUAAUAUGUGCACUUGGUAAUUCGAUAUGUGGUAAAAGACAUGACGAAGAAAGUGAUGAAUUGGAAAUAUAUUUGAGUAAAACAGAGGAAGAAGAACUUGAAAAAAUGUUUUUCCUCGAAGAAACUCAUAGAGAAGAAUUGGAUUAUAAUGAUGAUGCUAUCAGAAAAGAAUUUGAAAACACUGUAAAAAUGACAGAUGAAGGAAUAUGUGUCAGAUGGCCAUGGAAACCAUUUGGCAAAGAACAACUCGGAGACAACCGAGAAGUCGCCUAUCGCAGAUUGGUGAAUAUGGUACAAUCCAAGAAAAGUGCUGAAAAAUUGAAAUCAAUGAGAAAAAUAUUAGAUGAUCAAUUAGAAAGAAGGUGUAUAGAAGAGAUAUCUUUGGAAGAGAUUGAAAAUUCUCGACAACCUGUUUAUUAUAUGCCAAUCCAAUUGGUCAGAAAUGAAAAUUCUGAAACAUCAAAAGAUCGUAUUGUUUACGAUGGUUCUAGUAAAAAGAAAGGAACAAAGUCUUUGAACGAAUGUUUGGCUCAAGGUCCAGUUUCAAUUCCUAAAGUUCAUGGAAUAAUUCUGAAAGCAAGAACAUCUAAUUUGGUAUUGACAGCAGACGUUGAGAAAGCGUUCCAUACGCUAACACUUCAUGAAGAUGAUAGAAAUACAACUUUGUUCAUGUUUUUGCGAGAUAUAAACAAACCACCAACAAAUGAAAAUAUUAUUAUCUACAGAUUCAGAAAAGUACCAUUUGGAAUAAUUUCCAGUCCAUAUUUAUUGAGCGAAUCAAUAAAAUUUUUCUCAAAGAGAUUCUGUGAAAAUGAAAAACUUGAGAAAUGCAUUGAAAACUCGCUGUACGUAGACAAUUUGUUUUGUUUCCUACAGGAAAAAUCUGAAAUUGAAUCAAUGUACCAUGAAUCAAAAAAGUUUUUCAAUGGACUCCACAUGAAUUUACGUGAAUUUGGAAUAAAUAGAGAGAAGCUCGAAGGAAUUGUGAAACCAGAAGAUUUGUCAAAAAGCAAAGAACACCAAAAAUUGUUGGGGUAUUUGUGGAACACAAAUAAGGAUACUCUUAAAGUAAAAACCAUCAAAAAUCUCAAAAACAAACAACCGUCGAAAAGAGACGCAAUUGGAGUAUUAAGUAGUGUUUAUGACCCCCUUGGAUUCUUUGACCCAUUGACAGCACAAGGAAAAUUAUUGAUACCAGAUGUCUUCAAAACAAAAGGCAAAUGGGAGACAAAAAUAAGUAUUGAAGCUCAUAAUGCAAUAAACGAAUAUUGCGAAAAGUUAUCAAAGAUGAAUAUGGAGGUACCACGAAAAUCAGUGGAAUUCAAUAAAAAUGAUAUUUAUGAAUUGAACAUUUUCUCAGAUGCAUCCGAAAAAUUAUUUGCAGCUUGUGUUUAUUUAGUCAUCACAAAUUCCAAAGGAAAAAAGACAGUACAAUUUUUGAUGGCAAAACAAAGAUUGUCCGGAACAAAGAAAACAGUUUCAAUGCCUAAAUUGGAACUAGCAGCUCUAGAAAUGGGUGCAAAAUUAGCGGAAUUGUGCAUCGAAGAACUAGAUAUAAAAAUCAAAGAAUGUAUUUUCCAUUCAGAUUCAAAAAUUGCUCUGCAUUGGCUCAAAAAACCAGAAUUAAAACAAGUUUUUGUAGAAAACAGAGUUGAAUCAAUUAGAAAGACAUCUGUCAAACUAAAUGAAUUGAAAAUCAAAAAUUCUUUCCGAUACGUCAAUACUCAUGAAAAUCCAGCUGAUCACAGCACCAGAGGAAUUCAAGAUAUUGAAAUGUUAGAAAAGAGUAAUUGGUUGACAGGGCCAGAAUGGUUGAAAUCAGACAAAAGUGAAUGGAAUGAUGAACUUAUCAUUGAAUCAAAUGAACUAUUCCAAAAAGUUAAAGUUGUAAAAGUUAACAAAAUCGAAGUCAAAGUCGAAAAAGAUUGGACUUCAUUCACAAAUAAUUGGGAAAAAAUGAAAAGAACAACAUCAAAUAUUCUAACUUUUAUAAACAAAGUUAUUCUACCAAAAGUAUCAACAGAAAACAAGAAGAAACUCCUGAAAAAUAUUCCAGAAUUACAAAUCUUUCAAAAGAAAGAGUCAACAAGAAAAAUGAAACAUGAUGCAGCCGAAAGAGCAAUCAUUCGGUACCAUCAGAAAAAAGAAGAAAUUGUUGAAAAUGGAAAAGAAGGAUUAGUGAAAAAAGAUGAUAUUGUUUACAAGAAAACAAGACUAGAAAAUGCACUAAAUGGAAAAAAUAUCCAGAUGCUAAUUGCAAUGAAAGGCAAUUCACACAUCUCAAAAGCAAUUAUUGAACAUUAUCAUGAAAAAUAUGGACAUUGUGGCGUGAAUGCAACAAUGGGACAAGUGCAAGAAAUGUUCUGGAUGACAACUCUAAGGAGAACUGUGAAAGAUAAACUGAAAAAAUGUGCAACGUGCAGAAAACUAAACAGCUUGCCAUAUGAAUAUCCACAAGCACCUCAUCUUCCAAGAGAUCGGGUUACAGAAACAAGUCGAGCUUUCGAAAAUUGCGCAACAGAUUUCUGUGGUCCUUUCUUAACAAGAAAUGACAACAACAGGAUGAAAAAAGUAUUUAUUUGUUUAUUCACAUGCUCCACUUCACGAGCAGUUCAUUUAGAAACAACUGGAAGUCUAUCCACCCAAGAAUUACUUCUGGCACUUACUAGAUUUGUAAGUCGUCGAGGAGUGCCAAAAAUAAUGAGAUCAGACAAUGGAUCGUCAUUUGUGUUAGCAGCAGAAAUAUUAAAUCACAAUGUUCCAACCAAGGAAAACUUACAAAAAUUGCAAAACGAAGCAGAAAAAAUCGGAAUCGAUUGGAGAUUCAACACAGCAGCUGCUCCUUGGCAAGGUGGAAAUUUCGAAAGAUUAGUCGCACUAGUCAAAAAAGGACUUAAUACCUGUAUUGGAAAAAAUAUAAUUGGAAGAGAAGUUUUUGAAACUACAGUUACAAGAAUCGAAAAAAUCAUUAAUGAAAGACCAAUAACAGUGGCAUCAAAUGAAACUAAUUCAAAUUCUUGGGAUCAAAUUAUCAGACCUAUCCAUUUGAUAUGCCCGAAAUGGGAAAUGAAAGAGUUGAAUAUUCAAACUGAUUCUCAAGAAUAUGACGAGUACACCAGCUGGAUAAAAAGCUGUGACUCAUAUGUAACAAAGUUUUGGAAAAUCUGGAAAAAUGACUAUAUUUUGAACAAUGAUUAUCUGAAGAAACAAAUCAAGCUAAAAGGAGCUAAAAAUCAAAUCAAAAUACCCAAAGAAGGAGAAAUAGUUCUGAUAAAAAAUGACAACCAGAAAAGGAAAGAAUGGAGAAUGGGAAUAAUAACAGAAGUGAUAGAAUCGAGAGACGGACAAAUUCGAUCCGCAAAAGUGAAAAUGAAUAAUUUAAGAGGAAAGAAAAUAAUUACUCGACCAAUAAAUUUAUUGAUACCAUUAGAAAUCAGAUGCACAGAAAAAAUCGAACAAGAAAAAGAACAAACCGAAGAGAAGAAAGAACAAAAACAGAAAAAAAGAAAAAGAACUGAGGAAAGAAAGACAAACACAAGAAAAAGUUCCAGAAACAAGAAAAAGUACACGGAUAAAUAA